ACAAAUCACGUUGAAAAGAGCACUAUCGCUCCCCCGACAUCUAAUGGUGAAAUAUCUACGGUAACGACCGGGCAACCACAAGCAGCAUCGUCGCCAAAUACGGACGUACAGAAUAAUAAUUCUGCAGCAUUCGGUACACAUGGUCAACAACCAAUAGGUUCAAUUACAACAGCAAGCAAUAUCAUCGUAUCAACGGCAACGAUAAUGACUCCUGCCGUUAUCACCUCCAAUGCGCAUCGCGCGAACCCACCAAUGAUAUAUUCAACCGCAAUGUUCCCACCUGCCAAGCAACUCCCGGGUCUAGAACGGCAAGCUAUGCAACAACCUCUACUUCCACCGAUAACUGGCGCUCAAUGUGGGGCGCGACUUGAUGCAACUCAAGGUUACGACAGCGUAGCCCAACAGCAGGUACUACAAUUGGAACUCUUGGAAGAAGAGCGAAAAAUAGAGCAAAGGUAUCUACAAAAAAAGUACGAAAUACUAAGCGCAGGCGGUUCGUCUAUCGGAAUCAACCGCACAACUACAGCUCCGACUUCUUCGCAGCUUGCCGCUAGACAAGUAAUUCCAAAGGAUUUGCCUACCUUCAGCGGAAAUCCGGAUGACUGGCCGCUGUUCAUAAGUAACUACGAAAACAGCACGCAAGUAGCGGGGUACACCGACGCCGAAAACCUAAUGCGGCUGCAGAAGUGUCUCAAGGGAAAGGCCUAUGAGACGGUACGCUGCAAAUUAUUGCUCCCCUCUAUGGUCCCGGAAAUAAUUCAGACACUUAAGAUGUGUUUUGGACGUCCAGAGCAUAUACUAGAAUCGUUGGUGGAGAAAGCCAGGGCGAUUCCACCGCUGAAGGAAAAACUGGAAAGUCUUAUCGACUUCGCGUUGUGCGUGCAAAACAUCUGCUCUACGAUGGAAGCCUGCCAUAUGGAGGCGCAUCUGAAUAAUCCAAUGUUGGUGAAGGAAUUCGUUGACAAGCUUCCAAGCCAACACAAGUUAAAUUGGGCAAUGUUACAGCGAGACGAGCGAGUAGCAAUUAUUAAAGCGUUUAGUGAUUGGAUUUUCCAAAUAGCCGAAGCAGCAAGUAAGGUGAUCACACCACGUGUAUCCAAAAAGAGUGGCGUAAUUAACGCACACACGCAAGCAACUGGUGUCGAAAACCAUAACAAAGUUGGGUGUGUUUUAUGCGGGUGCACCGAUCAUAAAAUGCAGACGUGUGUAGAAUUUAGUAAACUCACCUUGGAGCGCAAGUGGGAUGUAGUAAAAUCCAAUAAAUUGUGCAGACAAUGCCUUAACAUGCACCGCCGAAAGUGUUAUGCGAACAGGGAGUGUGGAGUCGAUGGUUGCCAAUCAAAGCACCACAAGCUUCUUCAUAAAAACACUCCGAAGAGCGUAUCUACGUAUGCUGAGCAAAAGCAAAAUACCACACCACCUCUAAUAAAUAAUCAACUGGUAAACACUCAUGUAGGUAAUGAUGAAGAUGCACCAUGUUUUCGUAUAAUACCCGUUCGCAUACACUCCAAGGGUAAAUCCAUAAAAACCUUCGCCUUUUUAGACGAGAGAUCAUCCGUGACAUUGAUGGAAAAACACAUUUAUGAUUCCUUGGGCUUGGACGGCGAGCUAGAAUCACUGUGCCUUCGCUGGACCGGCGAAAACACACGGAUCGAAAGCGACUCAAUGCGAACGUCGAUACAGAUUUCAAACGCAUACGAUAAUGCAAAAUACGAAAUAAAUGAAGUGCACACCGUUUCGCGACUGGGCUUGCCUAGCCAGUCUCUUAAUAUGGAGAAAAUUACGAAGAAAUACCCUUAUCUACGCGGGCUUCCGAUCGAGUCAUAUGAAAAUGCCGAGCCGGGUAUUCUAAUAGGAGCCAAUUGUUGGAAACUUGCGGUGCCUAUCAAAACUCGUGAGGGACACUGGCUUGAGCCGAUCGCCACUAAGUGUCACUUAGGUUGGACCUUGCAGGGAGGUACUACUAACCACUUUGACUCACAACUAUUGAAUAUUCACAUAUGUGACUGCGAAAAGAAAUACGAAAUCCUACACGAAGAGAUCAAGGAGUACUUCAGCCUAGAGAUGCCGCAAAAAAGAGAGCUCAUGUCCCCACAAGACUGUAGAGCGCUGCAAAUUCUAAAUUCAACGUGUGAAAAAAGAGAGGGCCGCUAUGAAGUGGGGUUGUUGUGGAAGCAUGACGACGCAAAGUUACCAGCUAGUUACGACAACGCCCUUAAACGCUUCAGAUGUAUGCAGAAAAAGUUAGCUAAGGACUCCAAUUUGCAACGUGACAUGCAGAAGCAAAUAGAUAACUUAAUUAGCAAAGGUUACGCAAAAAGGUUAACUGCAGACGAAGUAAAUAGAUCAUACGACCACGAGUGGUACCUGCCGAUAUUUAUCACACUAAACCCCAACAAACCCGGCAAGUUGCGCCUUGUGUGGGACGCUGCGGCCAAAUCUGAUGGAGCCGCUCUUAACGAUUUCCUUCUGUGCGGGCCAGAUCUACUCAAUUCGCUAGUCUUCGUAUUACUGGCCUUUAGAACUGGGCAGUUUGCUAUUUGUGGAGACAUUGCCGAAAUGUUCCACCAGAUUCGCGUAAGAGAAAUGGACAUGCACGCUCAGAGGUUCUUGUGGCACGAGAACUGUGAGGAGUUACAUAACCCUCACAUCUACGUUAUGCAAGCGCUUACCUUCGGCAUCAGCUGCGCACCUUGCAUUGCUCACUUUGUUCGAGAUGUAAAUGCAGAGCAAUACAAGCAAACAUCACCGCGAGCGGUAGAAGCAAUACAAAAGCAUCAUUACGUCGAUGACUUCAUCGACAGCGUCGAUACCGAAGAAGAAGCACUGGAACUGGCUCUGCAAGUGAAAGCAAUUCACGCUCAAGCUGGAUUCAACAUUCGUAACUGGGCAUCUAAGAUCAAACUCCUAAGGACUUAA
Molecule: messenger RNA, 2919 nt
Organism: Rhagoletis pomonella (apple maggot)
Lineage: Eukaryota; Metazoa; Arthropoda; Insecta; Diptera; Tephritidae
Exons: 1
Source: RefSeq, a predicted model, not a curated record